UGCUGAGCCGCUCCCUCGCGGGUUUCCCCUCCUGAGAAAAAAGUUGCUCCCUUUUUUGUUCGAGCAAACCUCUUGCCCUCACCCGCACAACAGGGCCCGAGUGACAAGCGUAAGAAUUUCUUGGUAUAAUCCCUGCUUUCUGGGUCUGUACGCGCGAGUGUUCGCGUUUUGGUGCAUGCGGAUAGAAACCCUUUGGUAGGCACUUCCAAAUUGCUGAAAGUAAGGUUUUUGAAGCGAGUUACGGCUUUGCCUUUUCGUUUUGAAGAAACAAUGGCAUCGAGGGUUGCUUUGAAAUUGGUGAGGGAAUGUUCGUUGUAUAGGACGGUCAAACGCAGUAAUGUCUCCAGACAUUGUUUUUCCACUGCUUCUUCAACUAAUAAUGGCGCCCCACAGUCUCAGAUUCCCAAAAAGGUUCCUCAUUCUUCCAAAAAGGGGAGGUUAUUUACUGGAGCUGCAAUUGGUCUAGUUAUAGGUGGAGGUGCGUAUGCAAGUACGGUGGAUGAAGCAACCUUCUGUGGCUGGCUAUUUUCGGCAACAAAAUUAGUCAACCCAUUUUUUGCCCUGCUGGAUCCAGAGUUUGCUCAUCGGAUGGGAGUCACUGCUGCUUCUCGUGGAUGGGUUCCAAUAGAGAAGAGGCCUGAUCCACCAAUAUUAGAACUCGAAGUUUGGGGGAGAAGGUUCUCCAAUCCAAUUGGUCUUGCUGCUGGUUUUGAUAAAAAUGCUGAGGCCAUUGAAGGUCUACUUGGUCUAGGUUUUGGCUUUGUUGAGGUUGGAUCAGUCACUCCAGUUCCACAGGAGGGUAAUCCGAAACCUCGUAUAUUCAGACUGCGAAAUGAAGGUGCAAUAAUCAAUAGGUGUGGAUUCAAUAGUGAAGGAAUUGUUGUUGUUGCUAAGCGGUUAGGUGCACAACAUGGUAAAAGGAAAUUGGAAACAUCAAGCACCUCUUCGCCUGUUGGAGAUGAGAUUGUACAAGGAGGUAAAGCUGGCCCUGGAAUUCUUGGGGUUAACCUUGGAAAGAAUAAGACAAGUGAAGAUGCUGCAGCAGAUUAUGUACAAGGAGUCCAUACCUUAUCGCAAUAUGCUGAUUACUUGGUUAUCAAUAUCUCAUCCCCAAACACUCCUGGCCUGCGACAACUUCAGGGAAGGAAACAGUUGAAAGAUCUCGUCAAGAAGGUUCAAGCUGCCCGCGAUGAAAUGCAAUGGGGUGAGGAAGGACCCCCACCUUUGCUCGUGAAGAUUGCUCCAGACUUGUCCAAACAGGAUCUUGAAGAUAUUGCAGCUGUUGCUCUUGCUCUUCGGGUAGAUGGAUUGAUCAUAUCAAACACUACAAUUCAAAGACCGGAUGCCGUGAAAAACAAUCCAGUUUCUGAAGAAAGCGGUGGCUUAAGUGGCAAACCACUCUUUGAUUUAUCCACAGACAUACUCAAGGACAUGUAUAUUCUUACAAAGGGAAAGAUUCCGUUGAUAGGUUGUGGAGGAGUCAGCAGUGGUGAAGACGCAUACAAUAAAAUACGAGCAGGAGCAACCCUUGUUCAGCUGUAUACUGCAUUUGCAUACGGAGGACCUGCACUUAUUCCCUGCAUCAAGGCCGAGCUUGCAGCGUGUUUACAUCGGGAUGGUUUCAAGUCUGUCAAUGAAGCAGUUGGUGCAGAUUGCAGAUAGCCUUCCUAAAAGCUUGAAUCCAAUUUUCAAAUGAUUUUUUCUUUCCUUUUUUUUUGGCUUUUUGUUUUCUCUACAUGCUCUGUUGCCAAUUGAUUACCACUUUGUACACAAGCCCUUGUGAGAGCUUUUCCUUCUGUUACAAAUAUCUUGUUUAAUUUUGUAAUAAUCUGUUGGUCGAAACAAUAAGCAAAAUUUUGUACCAAUACCUGAUCAAUUCUCCAUAAGUUUUAUUAGAUAUUGGAUGUAUUCACUAA
Molecule: messenger RNA, 1916 nt
Organism: Andrographis paniculata
Lineage: Eukaryota; Viridiplantae; Streptophyta; Magnoliopsida; Lamiales; Acanthaceae
Product: dihydroorotate dehydrogenase (quinone), mitochondrial
Exons: 11
Coding region: 271-1662 (463 amino acids)
Biological process (GO): 'de novo' pyrimidine nucleobase biosynthetic process; pyrimidine ribonucleotide biosynthetic process
Cellular component (GO): mitochondrial inner membrane; cytoplasm
Molecular function (GO): dihydroorotate dehydrogenase activity
Source: RefSeq, a predicted model, not a curated record